ACAAAACAACCAACGGCAGCCAGAGAGGGGGUGGGGCUUUAAUUGACUAUAACCCAGGUAGACCUACGACACAUCCCGCACUCCAAAUCUGAAAUCAAAACCAACUAAUCACGGAAUAUUAUAUUCUCAAUCAAAUCCACCACUUUAGAAAAAUCUUCAGAAACACACUACGAACACGUUUAAACAUAACAUUUCAAUAUUUAAAAUAUAAAAAAUAAAAAAAAACGAAAAUCUAUAGACGACCAUAAGUAUUCCCACCCACGCGCCAACGUCAUACCAUUACCCUCUCUCUCUCCCUCAUUCCAUGACUUUCUCUCUCCUCCUUGUCUCCACUAUAUAAGCCUUCCCCCUUCUCUUCCCUCUCUCCUCAACCCGCUUUGAAAAGCUUAAGCACGUGCAUUACACUCAUUGUAUAAUCUCUUUUCAAAAAAUUAUAUGGAGCAGCUGAUUAGAAAGAAGCGAACCCGAGUUGACCCGGAUGCGUCAGAAUUUAACUUACCGGAGGUAAAGAGACUCAGAGAAGAUCUCUUAGACGAUCUCGACGACUCCGAGUUUUGCACCGCAACUCAGGAUUUCGACUCGUUCAUGAAGAGUUUCGAAGAAGAAAUCACAGCUUCGUCGGCACCGCCGGCAGCGGCAACGGCGACGGAAGUUGUUGAUUUGACGGCGGACUCCGAUGUAUCUCAGCCGGAGUUCGGGUAUCUUCUGGAAGCUUCCGAUGACGAGCUUGGACUUCCUCCACCGGCGGCGUCGGAGAUUGAGUUGAUCAGUAAUGAGUUAUGGGAACUAGAAGAGCGAUUUCCAAAUUACGACUCGUUCGAGUUGGGAAUCGCUGAUUUGGUGGACUAUAAUAAUGCUAAUAAUGUUUGUGAAUACGUAGCGUUAGAUGGAUUGUUUGAUCAUUCGGAUCUUAGUUUCGGGUCACCCGAUUUUCUAUGGAGACCCGAGACGUUACCCGCAAAAUAGAACUUGUAGAAAAUGUAAAUCUCUUCUUUUUUUUUUUCUUUUAUUUAUUACUAGUAUUGUUUAAUUUAUAAGAUAAAAGAAAGAACAAGGUACUAUACAAAUUUGAUGAGCUGGGCAUCAUAAAAUCUGGAUAUAAAUUUAUAGGAAAAGAGUAAUCAGCAAUAUUUUGGAAGAUUUUGUUUUGCCUAAUAUUUAUGUAGUUGAAAAAGCGUAUUCGAAAAAUUAUUUCAAGCUGAA
Messenger RNA from Nicotiana tabacum (common tobacco), 1203 nucleotides. NCBI's taxonomy places the organism in Eukaryota, Viridiplantae, Streptophyta, Magnoliopsida, Solanales, Solanaceae. The record is from RefSeq and is a predicted model, not a curated record.